Molecule: messenger RNA, 2475 nt
Organism: Cherax quadricarinatus
Lineage: Eukaryota; Metazoa; Arthropoda; Malacostraca; Decapoda; Parastacidae
Gene: Ns2
Product: nucleostemin 2
Cellular component (GO): nucleolus
Molecular function (GO): GTP binding
Source: RefSeq, a predicted model, not a curated record
AUACGGCGUUUUCUGUCAGUGGCCCUGAAACCCAACACAAGAAGAAGUUGUACCAGCUGUGACACACGUGUUGUACCAGCUGUGACACAGGUGUUGUACCAGCUGUGACGCACGUGUUGUGAACAAUACUGUUAGAGUGUCUUCACUACCACAUCUAUAGUAAAUCAGUACAAGAUGGGGAAAACAGUAGAAAGAGCCAAGAAGAAGGUGGGCGGCUUUGUCAAGUCCACCAACUCCAUGAACCCCGACCGACCUCGUGAUAAGGUGCAGCUUCGUGGUGCUCCUUAUGCAAGAGACAAGGCAACCAUUAAACGCCUGCAAAUGUAUCGAACUGGGAAAGCAAAACGCAACAGGCAGGGAAAAAUUAUUAAGGCUGCCGUGUUCCAGAACAGAGUCAGUCCAGGUACUCAGGCUCGUGUUGAACCUAAUCAGCGAUGGUUUGGAAAUACCAAAGUUAUUGGGCAGAGAGCUCUUCAAACUUUCCAAGAAGAGAUGGGAAAAGUCUUGAAGGAUCCCUAUCAGGUGGUGAUGAAGAAAACUGGCUUGCCCAUUUCCCUGCUUAAGGAAGUGGCUAAGAAUGCUCGUGUACACAUCCUAGAUACUGAACCUUAUGAGUGUGUCUUUGGUAAAAAGAAGACAAGGAAGAAGCCCAAUCUCAAGAUUGGGGACUUUGACCAAUUUGCUAAACAUGCUGAGGAAGAGAGUGAGAAAUAUGAUCAAGAGAAGGAUAAAGAUCUUGUACGAGAUGCGCCGGAUGCUCAAGAACUCCCUCCACAGUGGUUCCUCAAGGCUGGACAAAGCAAGCGUAUUUGGAAUGAACUCUAUAAGGUGAUCGAUUCAUCAGAUGUAGUGAUUCAAGUGCUUGAUGCUCGAGACCCAUUGGGAACCAGAUCCAAGAUAAUAGAGAAGUUUAUGCGUACUGAGAAGCCUCACAAACAUCUUGUCUUUGUCUUGAACAAGGUUGAUUUAGUGCCUGUGUGGGUCACACAAAAGUGGGUGGCCAUUUUAAGUGCUGAAUAUCCUAGCCUUGCUUUCCAAUCCUCCAUCACAAAUCCAUAUGGUAAAGGUGCCUUGAUCACCCUUCUGCGCCAGUUUGGGAAAUUACACAAGGACAAGAAGCAAAUUAGUGUUGGCCUCAUUGGCUUUCCCAAUGUUGGCAAGAGCUCUAUAAUCAAUACACUGAGAUCUAAAAAGGUUUGUAAUGUAGCUCCACUUGCUGGUGAGACCAAAGUGUGGCAGUAUGUUACCCUGAUGAGGAAAAUAUACCUCAUAGAUUGUCCUGGAAUUGUGCCACCUUCGCACGAGACUGCUACAGACAUGGUCUUGAAAGGAGCUGUUAGAACAGAGUACCUUAAAAAUCCUACAGAUUAUAUUAUCCCUGUUUUGGAGAGAGUGAAGCGAGAGUACAUCUGCAAGACAUAUCGGGUGGAUGACUGGAGCACUCCAGAAGAUUUUAUGGAGAAAGUAGCAAGACGUAUGGGCAAACUUUUGAAAGGAGGAGAACCAGACUUCAACACUGUUGCCAAAAUGAUCCUAAACGACUGGCAGCGAGGCAAGAUUCCUUAUUUUGUGCCACCACCUGGACAUGACUCUUCAGAAUUUAUUAAACUAAAGAAUGAAGAAAAUGAAGAAAUGGCUGCAAAAAUUAAAGAGAAAGAAGCAGAGGAGGAAGAGGAAGAAGCACGAAACAUGAACACCAUCAACAGUAAUGUGCCUUCAGUAUUCCAAGAUUUAGGUAAAAUAACAUUGAGUCUGGAGUACUCUGAAGAUGAUGCGAGACCUCUGGAAAUAACUGAUCAAAUUCCCGAGGAUUAUGAUGAUAAUAUUGAAGAAAUUGACGAUAUGAAUAGUGUGCUUGAGGAAAGCAAAAACAGUUUGUCAGAGAGUGAAGAGAUGAAUGGCACAAAAGACGGAGACAGUUCGACAACUACUUCCAUCCUGGACGAUAAAGCUUCACCAGUUGCUCCAGAACCUGCCAAUGUGAAUAAAGAAAAUGAUCAGGUGGAAGCUGUUGCUACCUCACAGCCAACAAGCACUGGCACUGAUGAAAAUCUAGGUGAGGAACUACAAUCAGAUGAUGAGAAAAUGAUUGGAGAGGAUUUAUUGUCUAGUGAGGAUGAAGUUGAAACAGCAGCUGGUGCAUUUACUGUUGCAAACGUGAGGAAACUGAGAAGAAAGCGCAAACAUCUUCCCGAAGAGGAAGCCAAGCCAUUAACUUCUAAACAGAGGAGAAGAAUAGAGAGGGAGCAGAAAAGAAAGAAAAUAGGAAGUAAUUUCUAUGAAGUCACCAAUGUAAAAAAUAGAAAUCGCAAUAAAGUUAAUCCAGGUUUAGUAGCAAGUAUGAGAGGCCAUGCUAAAAACAAAAAAAAGUAAAUAUUCAAGCAAAUUUUUAAUGAAGAGAAGUAAUGUGUUAAUGUCCAUUAACCUAUGAAGCUAAAAAUAAACUGUACAUAGGUAAAUAUACCUGUGACUGAU